CUACACAAUGACCAAUUCCUCUGCCAUUUCUCUUUCCUGUUUUUUUUCACUGCUCUUCAAGCUGGAGGAAGUGAAGGUAGCAUUGCUGCUGGUGGUUCUGCUUAUCACUGGGGACCUCUUCAUGUUCACCUACAAGUCACAGUUCAACACAUGGGGGUUUGUGGUGGUGCUGUGUGCCUCUUUCAUUGGGGGUAUUUGCUGGACUCUCAUGCAGGUACUUAUGCAAAAGGCUGAGUUGGGACUCCAGAACCCCAUUGAUACCAGGUUUCACCUGCAGCUACUCAUGUUCCUGGGGCUCUUCCCACUCUUUGCAGUGUCUGAGGGCCUGCCUUUGUCCGUAUCGGAGAAGCUCUUCCAUUUUCAUGAAGCAGGAAUGCUGUUCUGUCUGGUAGGGGAGCUGUUCUUGGGUGGAAUUCUUGCCUUUGGUCUAGGCUUUUCUGAGUUUCUCUUGGUUUCCAGAACAUCUAGUCUCACCCUUUCCAUUGCUGGUGUUUUUAAGGAAAUCUGCAUUUUGUUCCUUGCCACACAUUUGCUGGGAGACCACCUCAGUCUCUUGAGCUGGCUGGGCUUUGCUGUCGUCUGUCUGUCAGGAAUCUCCCUUCAUGUCAUUCUCAAAGCCAUGAAUUCCAAAGGUGAAAAGUCACUGAAGCUACACAAAGAGGCCAGCUCUGACCCUGACCUGAAGCUGCUGCUGUGCCCCACUGAACAUGGUGAGGAGGAGGAAGAGGAUCUUGAAACCCCACAGCAACACUGACUGAACAUGAAGCACAAAGCCUUCUGCUCUGUUCUUACCAAACCUGAUUGACAGCAGCCUAGGAGGAAGGUACUAGAGUCUCUGCCUGUGACCACCCAAAAGAGCCAGGGCCUGAUAUGAUUGUCCUGCUGCUCUUCUACAGUGUGGAUUUGUAGACGCUGGACAAGAAACAGGCAAAAUCCCUUUCACAGAGAGUGAACUUGGAAGAUGAGUCCUGGUUCAGUGGAAGUAGAACAGUGCAGUGAGACUGGGAAAAAGCUAUAGGAGGCUUACUGUGGAAUCCCUGAAGGCUGUAUAUUGAGAGCAUAGAUCAUGAGCUGUAGAAUGAGCAUGGAUAUGUCUGCACUACAGGCUGAGUGGUUCAGUAUGAUUUGAGCGUUGUUUGAGCUUUGGCUUCAAAAGAGAAGGUAGAUAAACCAUCCCAUACUUUCUUUACUGUUCUGCUAAGUAGGACCUUCCAUCUUGGUGGGAGCAGAUGACUACAUAUAUAUCAGUAGACUUGUCUUCGUGAGAAGGAGCCUUUGUGCUUGGUAAUCUCCAUGUUUUUAUGCACAGUAUGGAGAGAAUUAAAUGCUAGUAUUUGGGACCAGUUGAACAUAGCCAAAUGAUGUUGGUUGGAGGAAGGACAGAGAUGUGUGCGCACUUAUGGCCCCACAGGCUAAGGGGAGGUAGAACAAUAUCACAGGAGAUCUAAUUUAAGCAAUAAGCUUGUCUGAAAGUAUGUGGGUGCUUGGG
This is a messenger RNA of Melopsittacus undulatus (budgerigar), 1489 nucleotides long. RefSeq names its product solute carrier family 35 member C2 (gene SLC35H1). The record is from RefSeq and is a predicted model, not a curated record. Gene Ontology annotation, molecular function: antiporter activity. Gene Ontology annotation, biological process: UDP-glucose transmembrane transport. Gene Ontology annotation, cellular component: Golgi apparatus; endoplasmic reticulum-Golgi intermediate compartment; cis-Golgi network. Lineage: Eukaryota; Metazoa; Chordata; Aves; Psittaciformes; Psittaculidae.